AUGAAGCACCAUUUGAUGAUCGGUACCUGGACGCCACCAGGAGCCAUUUUCACAGUCUCUUUCGACGAUGAGACGCAUGCGUUGGAGCUUGUCAAGCGAACAGAGAUUCCCGAGGACCAGCCGAUCUCGUGGAUGACUUUCGAUCAUGCGAAAAAGAACAUCUACGGCGCUGGCAUGAAGAGAUGGGGCUCGUAUACUGUCCAGAGCCCAAGCGAGAUCACGCAUCAUACUUCCUUGCCAAUCGGUGGCCAUCCGCGGGCGAAUGAUGCAGACACCAAAACGAGGGCUAUCUUUGUGCUGGCUGCGAAGAAGGCGCCGUAUUGUGUUUAUGGGAAUCCGUUUUAUGACCAUGCCGGAUUCUUGAAUGUGUUCAGCGUUAAUGAUGCUGGACGAUUGAGGGAGAACAUCCAGAAUGCUGAGUUGGACGAGCGAUCGGCUGUGCAUGGAAUGGUUUUUGACCAGGCUGAGGAGUAUCUGUAUUCGGCGGACAUGUGGGCGAAUAAGAUCUGGUGCCAUAAAAAGGACAUGCAAACUGGUCAACUCACCCUUGUCGGCAGCGUUGAAGCCCCUUCGCCUGGCGAUCAUCCCCGCUGGGUCGAACUCCAUCUUUCUGGUGCUUAUCUGUACGCUCUCAUGGAAGCAGGCAACCGCCUCUGCGUAUAUGUCAUCGACCCAGCCACCCGAUUGCCCGUCUACAGCCGAACUGCAUAUGAUCUGAUACCGCCCAAUUUCGCCAAGUUCCACCCAAAGAUGUACCGCUCAGAUGUCGUUUUCACCUCUCAAUCCGGCGAAUACCUCUUCGCCACUGCUCGAUCAAACUCGCCGAAACUGCAAGGCUACAUCAGCGCCUUCAAGCUCGGUAAAGAAGGCCAGAUCGAAAGGCAGAUCUUGCUGCAACCUACCCCAACGAGUGGAGGACAUAGCAACGCCGUGAGCCCUUGUCCGUGGACGGAUGAGUGGGUGGCGCUCUGUGAUGAUGAGCAAGGGUUUGUGGAGAUCUGGAGAUGGGAGGGUGAGGUGUUAGGGAGAGUGGCGCAUUUGGAUAUCAAGGAGCCGGGAUUUGGCAUGAAUGCCAUUUGGUACGAUUGA
Molecule: messenger RNA, 1089 nt
Organism: Zasmidium cellare ATCC 36951
Lineage: Eukaryota; Fungi; Ascomycota; Dothideomycetes; Mycosphaerellales; Mycosphaerellaceae
Exons: 4
Coding region: 1-1089 (362 amino acids)
Molecular function (GO): 6-phosphogluconolactonase activity; protein binding
Source: RefSeq, a predicted model, not a curated record